Messenger RNA from Orbicella faveolata, 2223 nucleotides. Its product is annotated as glutathione peroxidase 1-like. NCBI's taxonomy places the organism in Eukaryota, Metazoa, Cnidaria, Anthozoa, Scleractinia, Merulinidae. The record is from RefSeq and is a predicted model, not a curated record.
CCGAAGGAACGCACCCUAAAAGAUUAACGAUCAUUAACACACUUCAUUUAGAUUAAACCGCAAAAAAAGUGCAGUCAACCAAUCUGGUCAUUUUUCACUCGCUCCCGGCAACAAUCACGUGGCAUUGAACACGAGCUUGCUACAAUAUGUCUCCAUACAUGACGUACUUACAACGAGAUCGUUUUGCUCUAGUUAAGGAUUUUGUUCGUGUCAAAUUAGUUUGUAAGGGCGCUAUUUUCAGGAUUUUCUUACGACCAUGAAAUUUCACCGCCACUUUCAGAUCAUCGCUUCUUUCGGGGGUCAUAAUUUUCGAAACCUUACGUGUCUUCAGAAACAAGUGAGAACAAUGAGUCAGUCGAUUUAUGAUUUCACCGCUAAGAACCUGAAAGGGGAUGAGGUCACCUUGUCAAAGUACAAAGGGAAAGUGGUGCUGAUUGAAAAUGUGGCCUCUCUCUGAGGUACAACUGUCAGGGAUUACACCCAGAUGAACGAGCUUAUGGAUAAGUACAGUAAGAAGGGGCUCGCUAUUCUGGGUUUUCCCUGCAAUCAGUUCGGUCACCAGGAGAACUGCAAUAACAGUGAGAUUCUCAAUUCCCUGAAGUAUGUACGGCCUGGGAACGGGUUCGUGCCCAAGAUCGAUCUGUUCAGUAAAGUCGCAGUCAAUGGCAAAGACGCACAUCCUCUGUUUGUCUUCCUGAAGAAGAAACUGCCACACCCAGUCGAUGACGAGGAACAUCUGAUGGGCGACACCAAACUGAUAAUAUGGAAUCCAGUACUCAGAUCUGACGUGUCGUGGAAUUUUGAGAAGUUUCUUAUCGAUUCAAAUGGUGUACCUUUUAAGCGAUACAGUAGAAACUUCCUCACAGCGGACAUUACGCGUGAUAUUGAAACUCUAUUGUCCAAGAAGUAGCUUCCGAGAUAUAGGAACGUACGUUAACCUGAGAAUGUUGUGAAAAAAAAAAAGGAAAAAAAAACACCAGGGAGAAAUGACUACUUAUCAGAUUCAAAAUAUUUCCAUGUCUGUUAUAAGGCAUUCAGGAUAAUUUUUGCGGAGCGCAAACGUUUUUAGGCAAGCAUUUAGUAAUUGUGUUUAGAACAUAUUCAGUAGGGUCAAGACGAACAAAAAAUUGAGGUGAGUCCGGCGAGCGAGGCUGUAAGUCGCGAAUCAGGGAUCUGGAUACCAGAUAUUUUGCCCACCAAAACUGGAUUCGGAGUGCUCUGUGGCACUUUCGAGAGACUUUAUUCAGACACAGCACGUGCAUUCAGGGAUGUGUUGCCAAGAAACGUCCACAUUUUGAGCAAGAAGUUGACCUGUACCAGGUAUCUGGCUCAUUGAGGAGCAUGCAGCAUGAAAAACCGCAAGAGAAAAAACAGGGAAGGAUUGCAGCGCGCUUUUUCCUCCCCAGAGCCGCCUGUCCCUCUUAGCCGAAGGGGCUUUGAACAGACCGUUCUGGGGACAAGAAUGUGCAAUGUUGGAAAGGUUUUCGCGCCGAUCCCCUCCCUUAUUUUCUCUCGCAAUUCUUCUUGCUGCCUGUACUAACCGAACAUCUGGGACAGGCUUGCUAGAAGUCAUCCGCCAAGUUCUCUGAUUACUUUCAGAACUUUCUUGAUUACCUUCAGAACGCCAUAUUCAUUCACCCAACACGUAUUUACGUUUAAGUUUUUUUUUCAGCUUUAGCAAGAGAUGUACCUAAUACAUUAAGAAGUUAUUGGCAAAAUUGUGUUUAAAAAUGAGAAAAGGGAAUACAAAUUAUCUGGAAGUGAGUCAUUACUCCCUCUUUGACAUUCAGUGAAACGUUAUGGAAAGGUGUAUUGUAUCAGGUUAGAGGUUCACCACGUAAAUUGCGGGAAAACACGCCCACUGGCAUUGGUCAUUGAAGAUAAGAGAAUUGAAGUUCACUGUUAGGGUUUGUGUUGUGCAUGACGGCUUACACGUAAAAAUGUUAGUGUACGCUUGAUGUUAAAACACACCAUGUAUGUUUAGAGCGGUUUUAGAGAGCCUGACGCCAGCAAGUGUACGCCCUUGCGUGACAUUAUGAUGGAGCUGAUAGAAAGAGUUUUUUAAAAAAAGUUGUCAGAUCUUGAAGGAAAGCAUGGACUCGUCCGUUUGGGGUGAGGUUGGAACUUGCUGGGUGAAAAACGAAAAGUGGGCGUGUCAGUUCCCCGUAGAUUGUAAAAAAAUAUUAAAGAAAAGUUUUGGACGUUUGUGUUUGCCUUACUGGA